This is a messenger RNA of Salvelinus sp. IW2-2015, 1431 nucleotides long. RefSeq names its product sodium-dependent neutral amino acid transporter B(0)AT1. Lineage: Eukaryota; Metazoa; Chordata; Actinopteri; Salmoniformes; Salmonidae. Gene Ontology annotation, biological process: sodium ion transmembrane transport. Gene Ontology annotation, cellular component: plasma membrane. The record is from RefSeq and is a predicted model, not a curated record.
AUGAAGUUCUCUUCACCCCAGACAUGAAUGAACUAAUGAACCCAACUACUUGGCUUGAUGCGGGUGCCCAGGUUUUCUAUUCAUUCUCUUUGGCCUUUGGAGGUCUUCUGUCUUUCUCCAGCUACAACUCAGUGCAUAAUAACUGUGAACAGGAUGAUGCAGUGAUCAUCUCUAUAGUGAACGGAGCCACUGCCGUCUACGCUGCAACAGUCAUUUACACCAUCAUUGGCUUCAGAGCCACAGAGAAGUUUGAUGACUGUAUUACUGGAAAUAUCCUGACACUGCUGAAUACAUUUGAUCUCCCCGAGGGKAACGUCACUGAGAACAACUAUGAUCAGGUUCUCCAGAGUCUCAAUGGAACACAUACAGAKGUCAUUCAGGGACUCAACUUGAAGACCUGUGARUUGAAUUCUUUCCUUAGUGAGGGGGUUGAAGGAACUGGUCUGGCCUUUAUCGUGUUCACAGAGGCCAUCACUAAGAUGCCUGUAUCUCCUGUUUGGUCAGUCUUGUUCUUCAUCAUGCUCUUCUGUCUCGGCCUGUCRUCCAUGUUUGGCAAUAUCGAAGGAGUUCUGGUACCACUUCAGGACCUGGGGGUUUUCCCCAAGAGUUGGCCCAAAGAAGCCAUCGCUGGGACAACAUGUGUCCUCUGCUGCUUUGUUGGAUUAAUAUUUGUUCAAGGCUCAGGGAACUACUGGCUGGCACUCUUUGACAGCUAUGGCGGGUCCAUUCCUCUGCUGAUCAUUGCAUUCUGUGAGAUGGUUGGGGUUGUCUACCUCUAUGGUAUUGAUAGGUUCAACGAUGAUAUUGAGUUCAUGAUCGGCCACAAGCCCAACCUCUUCUGGCAGAUCACAUGGAGAUUUGUCAGCCCCACCAUCAUGUUUGUCAUCUUUGUGUUCUACUUUGUCACGAAAGUCCAAGAAACACCAAUGUACAAAGCCUGGAAUCCUGAAUCGGACAACUUCCCUACAUUGGAGGAGAAGGAAUAUCCAACCUGGAUCUUUGCUAUAAUCUUCAUCCUGGCAGGAAUCCCAGGUCUUUCUGUACCUCUUACGGCUGUUUACAAAUGUUUGAGGAACCGCUGCUGCAAGAAGGAUAAUGAGUUUAAACAAGAUGACUUAAACACUAUUGCCAAACAAGUUCACCUGACGGAUGAGGCUACCAAGAACAAACCAGACAUCCCAGAGACAGCAGAUGGAAGAUAGUGAUCAAGUCACUAGUCCCAUUGUUGUUUUCAUGACAGGCCUCCAUUUGUUUACUUCAUGCCACUGAUAGCUGAAAGGAGUAGAUACGUUUGAAUGUUUUACACUACAAGUUUUACACUACAAGGUUGUAUGGAAUGAGGUAUGGCAGAAAAGCCAUUAAAGCUUACAUUGAUUGACACAUUGUAAUUUUUGUGCUGAAAAGUCAACAUUAAACUAAAUUAUAUCCCUU